Molecule: messenger RNA, 1435 nt
Organism: Drosophila obscura
Lineage: Eukaryota; Metazoa; Arthropoda; Insecta; Diptera; Drosophilidae
Product: choline-phosphate cytidylyltransferase A-like
Exons: 3
Coding region: 120-1292 (390 amino acids)
Biological process (GO): CDP-choline pathway
Molecular function (GO): choline-phosphate cytidylyltransferase activity; phosphatidylcholine binding
Source: RefSeq, a predicted model, not a curated record
UCAGUCAACCAUUUGGAAGCGUACUGAAUGAUUCAAUUUUUCUGUAGCUCUCUGAAAUUCAUAUAUUUUUUCUAAAAAUUAAAUACAAUAUUUUUCUAAAUAUUAAUAAAUAAAACACAAUGAUCGAACCCGACUCUCCAUCAUCAUCCGGAAAUGGAACGCAUUCGCUAUUGUCGGCAUCAGGGCAAAUUAAUCAACAGCUGGGGGAUAACGAUGCACAGGACUCAGAGCCAAAGUUGGUCCUUAUAGAGGAACACCCAACGUUGCCACUAUAUGAUUUGAAUUUUGACAAAUAUCCGUUUAGCAAGCCGUGUCCCUAUGCCAGUGAUGCGCAGGCCUUGGAGGAGCUAAACGCCUGCGAUUACACAGAGCGCAUCACACACGAGAUGGCUCGUUCGGGACAAUCGAAGCGUCGCGUGCGCGUCUAUGCGGAUGGUAUCUAUGAUCUGUUCCAUCAGGGCCAUGCCCGCCAGCUGAUGCAGGCGAAGAAUCUCUUUCCGAAUGUCUAUCUGAUUGUGGGUGUCUGCAGCAACGAGCUGACGCUCAAAAUGAAGGGUCGCACCGUGAUGAAUGGCUUUGAGCGCUACGAGGCAGUGCGCCAUUGUCGCUACGUGGACGAGAUUGUUGCCAAUGCCCCCUGGACACUCACUGAUGAGUUCCUGAAUGAACAUAAAAUUGAUUUUGUGGCCCACGAUGAUAUACCCUAUGGUGGUUCUGGGGGGGUGGGCGACAUCUAUGCCCAUCUGAAGGAACGCGGCAUGUUUGUGGCCACCGAACGUACGCCGGGUGUGUCCACCUCGGACAUUGUGGCACGCAUCGUCAAGGACUACGAUAUGUUUGUGCGCCGAAAUCUGGCACGCGGCUACACCGCCAAGGAGCUGAAUGUCUCUUUUCUCUCCGAGAAGAAGUUCCGUUUUCAGAACAAAAUGGACGAGCUGAAGACUCGCGGCAAGAGGGUGAAGAUCGAUUUGUUGACCAGAUGGGAGGCCAAGUCGCGCGAUCUGCUCAAUGCCUUUCUGCAGGCCUUUGGCCGUGAGCGUCUGUUCUCGAUCUGGCGCGAGUCAAAGGGCAAGAUAAUGAGUGCCUGGGGCUCGUCUGCGUCCUUGGAAGCGGGCAGCGACAUGGAUUCCGAUCAGGACGAGUAUGAGGACAUGCAACCUGUGGCACAGAGCGACAGUGCGCUGGAGACGGUGCAUGGUCAUGCCUCUGCUGCUGCUGCUGCUGCUGCGGAAAGUGCCAACAAUUUGAGCCGUUCCAGCAGCUCCCCCGAGGUGGGCUCUGCACAUUGUUAAGAUGCAAACCUUGAAAAUGUUUUUUGUUCUUGUUUUUGUUUUUUUUAACUGUUAACUGUUGAGUUAUUCUUUGGAUGAAACACACACAAACAGACGACACAGGGAGAUAUAAAAGCGUUAUGCAGGGGUCGCAUUAAAUGAAA